ACGAGACGAGACGAGACAGGGAGAUAUGAAACAAUGGCGUCGCACGAAGUGGGGAAUUCGCACACUCCUGCCCCUUCCAAUCCAUUCCCAAUUCCAUUCCCAUUCAAUUCCAUCCCCUAUGUCUCAUGCCAGUCGCUUCGCAUCCUGGCUCACAGCCAUCGCUCUGCCCUUUCUGCGCCUCCUCCCUCCCUCCCUCUCUCUCUCUCUCUCUCUCUCUCUUGCUGCCCCCCUUUCCCAUCGCCCAUUCCAUCCACUGCUCACGUACUCACUCACUGCGCACCCCGGAUGGAGCUUCACAUCUUCUCUUCCAUCGCCCCAACAAUCCCCUGAGUUGAUCUCCUUCGCUCUACCAGUCUCUGCCUCAAUUGCCCAGCUCCUGAGUGACUGCUCAUCAUUCAGUCCCUUGAACCACACGGACUUGGAUUUGUCAGAAGUUGGCAGUACCCACCUGCUGCAAUUGGGUGACGAGGUUUGCAUUGCUGAACUGCAAUGCGUCAUGGAGCUCGAUCAUGCAAAUAAAAUGUCGCUGCUCUCGGUUGGGGUUUUGGUUCUCCUGCUAAGUGGCGUGCGUGGGUCUGCCGAUGAGACGGAUACGGAGCUGGACCCACGGAGUAACCCCGAGAUCCAGCACACGAUGACGGCGUUGGCCAACAUCACCGACAUUCUGGAGCUGGUGGCGUCGGAGGGCGGCGUCAUUGCCGAUGAUUGCGAGCGGCAGAUCCAGACCGCUAACGAAACGCUGCACUGGCUCACUGACCAGAUCCCGCGCACCCCGCUGCUGGAAACGGCCAAAUUCUUUAGCAGUGCUGCAAAAGCAGUCUCUGCCUGCAAUGCAUAUCUGGCGUUACGCGCUGAUACGUUGCCAGUCUCAACCAUUCAAAUAAGUAAAAUUGCGCUGUCAACAGUGAUGCAGAUGCUGACACAGCUGUCUUCAGACGCAGAAACGGUAGUGGAUGUGGAAAAAAACGUCAAUAAGACUAGCAGUGAUUACCACCAUGUAGAUGGUUCCAUGUCGCACUCCAACGAAUCUAAGUUGUUAACCCCAUCCACAGACGGGGACGAUGUUAAGGAAUGCGCCACGAUAAACCCGACAAACUGCCAGUUCUCUGCAUGUGGUAAUGGGAGGGGUCUCACUCGAUGCGCAUUUGGCUACGCUGCGGGAGUCACCGGAGGCUUGAAGGGAAUAUCCUAUGUUGUAACAAACAACGAGGAUAAUCACAGGAAGCCUUCACUGGGGUCUUUACGAUACGGGGUGAACCAAGGUGGUCAAGCGAAUGGGGGUGUCUGGAUCACGUUUGCCAGAAGCUUUGAGAUCACGCUCACUGACCUACUGUGGAUCAGAAGUGGGACUACAAUCGAUGGUCGAGGAUUCAAUGUCACAAUAACGGGGAAAUGCAUAGUGUUAUGCGGAGUUUCCAAUGUCAUUCUCCACAACUUUCAGGUUAGCACGGUAGGGGAGAGCGACACGGUGCACAUCUAUGCAGGGUCGAGCCGAAUCUGGGUGGAUCACCUCACUUCCACAGAUGCGAAGCUGGGGUUGGUGUCAGUGCUGCAAGGCUCUACGGACGUGACGAUCUCGAACUCGUAUCUGUCCAAUUACAACUUCAACAUGCUGCUGGGCGCCUCGGACUUCGACAAGGAAGACGCUGGAAUGCGGGUGUCGGUGUACCGCAAUUGGUUCCAGAACUCGAUGCAGCGGAUGCCACAUUGCCGGUGGGGGAAAUGUCACGUAAUGAACAACUUGUAUACCAACUGGGGUUACUAUGCGUUGGGUGCGCGUGUAGGCGGGAAAAUUUACUCCGAGUCGAAUUUGUUCGUUGCAAGUCGGCGGUCGGAGAUUACCCACUGGUUUAACGGGAUUGGAACGAAUUACGACAACAGUAUUUUUAUCAAAAGCACCAAAGACAUCUUCCUCAACGGCAGCACUUUACAUGAGUUUCUAAAUCCGAAUACAACUGAAUCAAGCGAUGACCUAAACACGAUUUACAAGAGCGACAAGUUGUAUCCCCCAGCGAUUCUUCCGGCAACCUUGAAUAAGGUGUUGCCGAAUUGUGUCGGUGCUGUCUUCGGUCAAAGACUUCUCCAAUGUUCUACGUAGACUACAUGCUUGCCCACCAACAAAUUCCAACGUGUAUCAUGCUCGGAGGAAUCGACUGAUUCAUGAAAACUCACAGCCACAUGAAAUCGACUGAUUCAUUGUCCAGAUCCAACCACUUGUUCUCGGAGCGCCAGUCAUCUUCUCGGCUCGACGCCACAGUUGGAUGUAAACUGGUCCAACUGGGCUUGAGAGAACCAUCGCAAGUAGUCUGAAAGCAGUCAGAAACUAAAUCCAUGUCCCACUGUUAUCGCGACACGAUCACGAUCCUUUGAUGGCCACUCCUGACUCAGGCUUGGAAACGAAACUCAGCUACGAUCGUCGAAGCGCUCAUGGUCACCUCUGUCGUCGAGGUCUGGAGUUGAGAAUCGUACCCGGAUGUGAUCUUGGAUCCGGUUAUCAAUUUCACGAAGUCAUUGGUAGGCGCCCGAUGGUCGCCGGUAACCGUUUAAGCCUUCCGUCCGUUAUUUUUCUAAACCCUUGAAUUGAACUCUGUGUCCAAUUAGCAACUUUCAAACUCAAUAUGUCAUAUAUAAUUAAAUUUUAUUCCCCAGAAAUUGGAAUUUUUUUUGAAAUUAAAAUAAAAUAUUCUUUGCAUGAA
Messenger RNA from Physcomitrium patens, 2696 nucleotides. Its product is annotated as putative pectate lyase 21. Gene Ontology annotation, molecular function: pectate lyase activity. The record is from RefSeq and is a predicted model, not a curated record. NCBI's taxonomy places the organism in Eukaryota, Viridiplantae, Streptophyta, Bryopsida, Funariales, Funariaceae.